Nicotiana tabacum (common tobacco) is the source of this 2549-nucleotide messenger RNA. RefSeq names its product indole-3-acetic acid-amido synthetase GH3.6-like. Gene Ontology annotation, cellular component: cytoplasm. Gene Ontology annotation, molecular function: indole-3-acetic acid amido synthetase activity. The record is from RefSeq and is a predicted model, not a curated record. NCBI's taxonomy places the organism in Eukaryota, Viridiplantae, Streptophyta, Magnoliopsida, Solanales, Solanaceae.
GUGCACGGAAGAUGACUGGACACCACAAAAAAAUACAAAGUCUAUAAAUACAAAGUCUAUAUUUACGAGUGAAACCCAAAGCUUUAUUCAUAUAAAGCCACUUGUACCUUCGACUAUCCCGCAAAAAAAGGCAAUCCGGUGUACUAAGCUUUCACUAUGCGCGGGGUCCGGGGAAGGGCCGGACCAUAAGAGUCUAUUGUACGCAGCCUUGCAUUUCUGCAAGACGCUGUUUCUACGGCUCGAACCCGUGAUCUCCUGAUCACAUAGCAGCAACUUUAGCAGUUACGUGAAGGAUCCCCUCCGACUAUCCCACACCCAACAUAAAUUAUCUUCACCUUGUAGCAAAUCUUGAUUCAGCCUUCCCACAGUCUCUGUGUGGACUUUCAUAUACACACAACCUUAGGUGAAACAGUUACAGGUCUUUAUUACUAUGGAGAAAAACAUACCUGGUAGAGAGGAGAACAAGAAGUCCACUGAUUGUAGUAUCGCAGAGGACAACAAGUCGGCUCUUCAGUUCAUUGAAGAGGUGACUACCAACGUUGACGAGGUCCAAAAGAGAGUUGUUGCUGAAAUCCUAUCGAGGAAUGCCAAUGUUGAGUACUUACAGCGUCAUAAUCUCAACGGUCACACUGAUAGAGAGACGUUCAAGAAAGUCAUACCUGUCAUCACGUAUGAAGAUAUUCAGCCUGAUAUCAACCGUAUAGCGGAUGGUGAUAAAUCUCCAAUCCUCUGCUCCCAACCCAUCUCUGAAUUCUUGACAAGUUCUGGGACGUCCGGAGGGGAGAGAAAGUUGAUGCCAAUAAUAGAGGAAGAUUUUGGGAGGAGAUCACAGCUUUACAGCCUUAUGAUAUCUGUGGUAAGCCAAUCUGUUGGAGAUUUGGAAAAGGGCAAAGGAAUGUAUUUCAUGUUCGUAAAGUCUGAAACCAAGACCCCAGGAGGAUUACUAGCUCGCCCUGUUUUAACUAGUAUUUUCAAGAGGCCUCAUUUCCACAACUCAAACUACACCAGUCCAAUUGAGACUAUUCUCUGCCUAGACUCUUAUCAGAGCAUGUACUCCCAAAUGCUUUGUGGCCUCUGCCAAAACAAACAAGUCCUACGUGUAGGCGCCGUGUUUGCAUCCGCUUUCAUCCGUGCUAUGCGAUUCUUGGAGAAGCACUGGUCUCUACUUUGUAACGAUAUCCGAACUGGAACCAUUAACGCACAAAUUACUCAUCUUUCAGUGAGAGAAUCAGUGAUGAAAAUCCUAAAACCUAACCCAGAGUUAGCUGAUUUUAUUGAUGCUGAAUGCAGAAAAAGUUCAUGGCAAGGGAUUGUCACUAGGCUGUGGCCUAAUACCAAGUAUGUGGAUGUUGUCGUGACUGGUACCAUGUCACAAUAUAUACCAACCCUUGAGUAUUACAGCAGUAACCUCCCUCUUGUUAGUACCACGUAUGCUUCCUCGGAAUGUUCCUUUGGAAUCAACUUGAACCCCCUUUGUAAACCCAGCGAAGUCUCUUACACGCUCAUUCCCACCAUGGGCUAUUUUGAGUUCUUACCAAUUCACAGAAUCAAUAAUGAAGUCAAAAAUUCUAUCUCCAUGUCCGAGUUGCAAGAACAACAACAAUUGGUCGAUUUGGUUGAUGUCAAGAUUGGGCAGGAGUACGAGCUUGUUGUUACCACAUAUUCUGGACUCUAUAGAUACAGGGUGGGUGACGUGCUUCGGGUUGCUGGAUACAAGAAUAACGCACCUCAGUUCACCUUCGUUUGUCGGGAAAAUGUAAUCUUGAGCAUUGAUUCCGACAAGACUGAUGAAGCUGAGCUACAAAAUGCAGUGAAAAAUGCAGUGAGCGAUCUGAUGCCAUUCGAUGCACAUGUAACCGAGUACACAAGCUAUGCUGAUAUUACCACCAUUCCCGGCCACUAUGUCCUAUUCUUGGAGCUGAGAGUGAAUAGCUCUACCCCAAUCCCCCCUUCAGUGUUCGAAAAUUGUUGCCUCAACAUUGAAGAAUCUCUAAACAGCGUCUACCGCCAGGGGCGUGCAUCUGACAAAUCUAUCGGGCCUCUGGAAAUCAGGAUAGUGGAAACAGGAACUUUCGACAAACUCAUGGACUAUUGCAUUAGUUUAGGUGCUUCCAUAAACCAAUACAAGACACCGCGGUGUGUGAAAUUAACACCCCUUGUUGAGCUGUUGAAUUCUAGGGUCGUGUCCAGUCAUUUCAGUCAAACAUGUCCAAAUUGGAUCCCUGGCGACAAGCAAUGGAACAACAUGAAUUGAAUAGCCAAUUUCUGUUAGUACCUUAAUUCUCUAUCCAGAAAAAGAGCAACAUUAUUUUAGCUUUAGAAAUACUAGUUAACAUAAAUCUCCAACCUUUAUUGAUUUAUUAAGCAUUAAUAUUUCUUUUAUGUUCUGUAUGCCAUAUAAGACACUGCAUAUUUAUGAUUCCUGAAGGUGUGCCUACACUCUAUUCUCCUAGGACCCCACUUUGUUGUUGUUGUUGUAUGACAAUUGCAAUUGAGUUAUGUAAAUUGCCAUGGUUAUAAAUCGGUUUUAGCUAUUGCGAUUUAUAAGU